GCAUGGAGUCCCCUUAUUUUCUGCCUCUGCUUGCAUCUCUACAGAUAUUUUUCCUGUAUGGGUCACCUGCAGGAUCCAAGCAUUUCAGAUGCUCCAUAUGGUCACAUCCCACCCAGAUUCACUUAAGAACCAUCGCUGGUAGGUGGCAUGUGUCAACAAGACCAUAGGCAAGAUCCCAGUCAACAGACCACUGGCAAAAUGAGUUGCCCAAACCUCAGUGAGAAUCUCAAUACACAUGCACCAAAACAGGGAGGAUAAAUAUGGACCUUCAGGAGAAUGAGUUUGUGUCUUCCCACUCCAGCUGUUGCCUCGGUGAUCAUGAGACUGAGCUUUGCUUAUCAGCCCAAUUCGAGCAAACAGGCUAGUUCAACUGCAAUAGCUAUCCAAAGAAAGAAUCCCGUAUCACCUGCUUGGCUGUACUUUGGAAGGAAACCCAGGAGAGAGUUCAGACCUGUACAAUAUGAGGUCCUAGAUAGAAACACGAGAAGAACAUUCUAGCUGCCCUGAAUUCAUGAAUCAUUCAGGAGAGAGAUUCUUAUUUUAGGAUGGCUGCUGCAAGCUGAGCUCAUCCUUUCCUCAAAUACCUGAGUCAGCAUGUCUGUACCACUUUGUCACAAGGCCAGAGAUAUCUGCCUGCUCUGGACCAUGAUGGAUGAAUUUAUCUUUGUAUAAGUUGAAUGUCUAACUUCCUUCCCAGACCUCCCUGCACCCCCCAACAUCUUUGUGAGCCCAGAGAAAAUGGAGUAUCUCAUUGGAGACACCGUCUCCUUCCGAUGUGUGGCUCCCCCCUCAAAGGACAAGAUACAGGGCUUUCAGUUCUCAGGGACAGCUGGAUGGGCUGUGGACAUUCGGACCUCCAAGAAAGCCUCCACCUACACCUUCAACAUCACAGGGCCAAAGGAUGGUGGGUCACACACAUGCAGAUACACUAUAAUAGAUCGGCUCCUUAAAUCAGUCCAGUCUAAGGAAAGCAAAGUGAUCAUCAUCAGUGUCAAAGACCCUCCACCCCAUCCCACACUUUCUCUGAACAUUUCCAGUGGAGUUGUGAGUGAGGGUUACCCUCUCCUCUUCAUCUGCACAGCUCCUGGAAGCACAGUGGAGCAUAGAUUUCACUUCUACAAAGAAGGAGCUGAAGUCAUCCCUGGAUCUGAGGUCAACUCAUUAGAGACAAGUGCUCAACUUAGCAUCUCACAGAGCAGUCAGAAUCACACGGGGAAUUUUACUUGUGCCUAUGAGGAGAAAGUGGAGGGGAGAUGGAUCCUGUCUUACAUGAGCAGUGUUGUGACUGUCUUUGUGAAAGAGCCUCCUUUUGCUCCUGAAUUGGGAGUGGAUCCUUCCUCUGCUGUGGUGACUGAAGGCUACCCCUUACGUUUCACCUGCAUUGCCUUCAGGGAUGACUCGAGGCUGAGAUUUCACUUCUACAGGGAUGGGGUUGAAAUCCCAUCAGGACAGGCAGUCUCAGAGACCACUACCAUGAACCCUGGGAAUUUCACUGAGCUCCUGUUCCCGCAGACUCCAAGGAGGUUCAGUGGGAAAUUCAGUUGUGGAUUUGAGGAGGAUGUGGGCGGGACAUGGGUGUCAUCACCCCAGAGCAAGGUUCUGGAGGUCACUGUGAAGGAUCCCCCUGCUCAGCCAGAUCUGAUCUUGAAUCCUCCAUCUGGAGAAGUGAGGGAAGGGGAUCCCUUACUUAUCACUUGUGUAGCCUAUGGUACUAGUGGUGAAUGGAAGUUUUACUUCUAUAAAGAUGGGACAGAACAAUUCUCAGAGGCUUGCACAAGGAACCACUCUUUCUUCAGCAUCCCAGCAGUUGAACCAUCUGUGACAGGGCAAUUCACCUGCAGGUAUGAGGAGAGAGUCAGUGGAAAGUGGAUUCCAUCACCCCUGAGCCAGGUGACAGUGGUCACCAUGCAAGCCUCAUCUCUGCCCAUCCCAUUGGUGACUGGAUGUGCAGCUGCUGCAGCUGCUCUGGUUCUGGUGUUGCUGCUGGCUGCCUGUAUCUGCCAGAGGAGGAGAGGCCAUGUUCACUGGAAGGGACUUCACAACAAAGAUGACACAAGUGCUUAUCCUCUUGCCCUGGUCAGUUAAACUGGUAUUUGAUCUCAGGAGUGCUUGCUCAUGUCUUUGCUCAAAAAAAUGCAGUCAUUUUCAGCCUCUUCUUCACUUCAGUGGAGCAAGAAAGAAGACAAAAGUAAAGAAAAGGAUUGUUUCUAUUCUUCUUUGCUUUGAACACUCAAUUCAGAGUUCACUUUGUAAAUGCCCCUGUCCGUCUUGUCAGUAAAUCUCUCUUCAAGUCCAACAA
Molecule: messenger RNA, 2299 nt
Organism: Rhea pennata
Lineage: Eukaryota; Metazoa; Chordata; Aves; Rheiformes; Rheidae
Product: Fc receptor-like protein 5
Exons: 9
Coding region: 739-2085 (448 amino acids)
Source: RefSeq, a predicted model, not a curated record